Molecule: messenger RNA, 1949 nt
Organism: Asparagus officinalis (garden asparagus)
Lineage: Eukaryota; Viridiplantae; Streptophyta; Magnoliopsida; Asparagales; Asparagaceae
Product: pentatricopeptide repeat-containing protein At2g45350, chloroplastic
Exons: 1
Coding region: 20-1924 (634 amino acids)
Biological process (GO): RNA modification
Molecular function (GO): RNA binding; protein binding
Source: RefSeq, a predicted model, not a curated record
AACACAAUCCAAAAGGGAAAUGCUCUUCAUAGCAAGCUCUCAUCCCUCCCCUCUCCCUCUCCCUCUCCCUCUCCCUCCCCUCUCCAAAUUCAAAACCCACCACCAAACCAACCAACUCCACGCCCACCUCAUCACCACUGGCCUCACCCGCAACCCUUCUCUCUCCUCCAACCUCAUCCUCUCUCUCCUCUCCUCCCCCCUCUCCCCCCAUCCCCACCUCGCCCAUCGCCUCUUCUUCUCCUCUCUCUCGACCCAAACAACCCACCCGCAAUUCCUCUUCAACGCCAUCCUCAAAUCCCUCUCCCCCCUCGACUCCAUCCUCACCUUCUCCUUGAUGCUCUCUCACAACGUACCCCCCAACAAGUUCACACUCUCCAUCAUCCUCAAAGCCUGCUCUAAAUCAAACUCCUUCGAACAAGGGGCCAUGAUUCAUUCGUUCGUAAUAAAGUCUGGGUUGGGUUCCAACAUCUAUUUGCACAACGCCCUGGUUGCGUUCUACGCGAAAUGCGGGUGUUUGGAGAUUGCCCGCCAAGUGUUUGAUAGAAUUGGUGUCAAGGAUUCGGUGUCGUGGAAUUCGAUGAUUGAUGGGUAUUUGAAGAGUGGGAGGUUGGAGAUCGCGAAGGGGAUUUUCGAUGGGAUGAGGGAUGGGGACCGGAAUUUGGUGACGUGGAAUACGAUGAUUGGUGGGUAUUUGUUGUUUCGCGGAGAUUCGCGGAUUGGGCUUGCGAGAGAAAUGUUUGAUCGAAUGCCUGAGAGGGAUUCGGUUUCUUGGAAUUUGAUGAUUGAUGGGUAUGCAAAGUGUCGUAGGAUGAAUGAUGCACUUGAAUUAUUUGAGAAAAUGCCCCAAAAAAAUGUGAUUUCUUGGGCUACUGUGAUUGCUGGUUACAUGGAUAUUGGAUCGAUCGAUAAGGCUCUGAUAUUGUUUGAGGAAAUGCCUGAGAGAGAUGUGGUUGCUUGGAACAUAAUGUUGGCAGGUUAUGUCAAAAACGGUAAAUUUAUCGAAGCAUUGCAUCUCUUUAAUGAAAUGGGGAAACUCAGCAGCCUGGCCCCUGAUUGCACAACCCUGGCUAUUGUUCUCUCAGCUAUAUCAGAAUUGGGACGAAUACAAGACGGGAUUGCUGUUCACAAGUAUAUUAAACGAAACCGCUUGCCUUUAAAUGGAAAACUAAGUGUUGGUCUUAUCGACAUGUACUCAAAAUGUGGAAGGCUAGAGGAAGCUCUACAAGUGUUUGCGAUAUGUAGAACAAGCAUCGACCAAUGGAAUGCGAUGAUUUGUGGACUGGCAAUCCACGGAUAUGGAAAAUUGGCUCUCAAGCUUUUCUAUGAGAUGGAGAGGCUUUCUUUGAAGCCUGAUGAUAUCACAUUCAUUGGUGUUCUCAAUGCCUGUAGCCAUUCGGGAUUGGUUAACGAGGGCUUGAUGUGUUUCGAUAUAAUUAGGGGAAAAUAUCGCCUGGAACCAAAAAUGCAACAUUAUGGAUGCAUCGUUGAUAUCCUAGGUCGAGCAGGGAGGUUAGAAGAAGCAUGGGGACUGAUCGAAGAGAUGCCAUUCGAGCCAAAUGAUGUGAUAUGGAAAUCUUUGUUGAGUUCUUGUAGAAAAUAUGGAGAUUUUGACAUGGGCUUGAAAAUUGCUAGGGUUUUAACUGAGAGGAGCUCUUGUAGUUCUAGUUCAUAUUUGUUAUUAUCACAUGUCUAUGCUGAGAUCGGGAUGUGGAGAGAAGCAAGAAAUGUGAGGAUGAUGAUGAAGGAGAGGGAUAUGAUCAAGGUUCCAGGAUGCAGUUGGAUUGAACUUGAUGGUGUUAUGUAUGAAUUUGUUGUGGGAGAUAAUUCUCAUCCUAGCGCAAAAGAAGCAUAUUCUAUGUUGGAGCAUUUGUGUAAAUUUGAAUUGUAUGAUUCACACUCUAUGUACAGUAUACAACAACGUUGACAUAUAUAACAUGAUAUUCUUUCAU